Messenger RNA from Hevea brasiliensis (rubber tree), 2343 nucleotides. Its product is annotated as probable rhamnogalacturonate lyase B. Gene Ontology annotation, biological process: carbohydrate metabolic process. Lineage: Eukaryota; Viridiplantae; Streptophyta; Magnoliopsida; Malpighiales; Euphorbiaceae. The transcript is spliced from 15 exons. The record is from RefSeq and is a predicted model, not a curated record. Bases 177 to 2144 code for a protein of 655 amino acids. Gene Ontology annotation, molecular function: catalytic activity; carbohydrate binding.
CCCACAUACAAAGAUAAUACAAUAAGACAAGGUUAUACAGUAAUAUAAUCUUUUGAUUCUUGGGUAUAAACUAAUUCCCAUAGUAUUCAACGACUUUGAUUACUCCUUUUUAACUAAUAACAUUUCUUCAAUAGCCAAUCUCUUACACUGGAGAAAGAAAUAGAUUCUGCACUCUUAUGGCAAACAAGAAACUGAGCUUGAUCACCCAGGGUCCAUAUGUCUUAUUGGACAACGGUUUGGUGAGGCUCACAAUUCUGAAGCCUCAAGGCUACUUAACUGGUAUCAAGUAUGGAGGAUUGGACAACCUUUUAGACCUCAAAUCAAGUGAAUCUAGUAGAGGAUAUUGGGACAUCAAUUGGAGCUUGCCCGGGGGUCAGGAUAGAUAUCAACUACUAAAUGGGGCUGUUUACAGGGUCAUUGAAAGGACAAAUGACUGUUUGGAGGUCUCAUUUAAGAGUAGUUAUAAUCCUUCAAUUCGAGGCACCAAGCUACCACUUACUGUUGACAUAAGGUACAUAUUGAAGAGUGGUGUUUCAGGAUUCUACUGCUAUGCAAUAUAUGAGCGUCCUGCUGGAUGUCCUGCUUUUGACCUUGCUCAGACAAGGAUGGUCUUUAAGUUGCGAAGAGAAAAGUUCCACUACAUGGCUAUCUCUGAUGAGAAGCAAAGGAUAAUGCCAAUGCCAGAGGAUCUACUUCCAGGUAGAGGCAAACAGCUGAUUGUGCCAGAGUCAGUUCUGUUGGCAAAUCCCAUCAAUCCUGAUCUCAGGGGAGAGGUUGAUGAUAAGUACCAGUAUUCAAUGGACAAUAAAGACGGUGGAGUUCAUGGAUGGAUAAGUUCUGAUCCCAUUGUUGGGUUCUGGAUAAUCUUUCCAAGUCAUGAGUUUCGAAAUGGAGGUCCUACCAAGCAAAAUCUCACAGCCCAUACGGGACCAGAUUGCCUGGCUAUGUUUCAUGGAACUCACUAUAUUGGGGAUGACAUAUUAGCUCAUUUUCAAGAGGGAGAAGCAUGGAGGAAGACAUUUGGCCCCUUCUUUGUCUACCUCAAUUCAACAACAAAUGUAUCAAAUGCAUAUAAUUUGUGGAAGGAUGCUAAAAAGCAGAGGCUACUUGAAGAGGCAGCGUGGCCUUAUGAAUUUGUCUCGUCUACUUAUUAUCUUACUGCUAAAGAUCGUGGUUCUGCUACUGGAAGACUGUUUGUCCAAGACAGGUUUAUUUCUGGGUCUCCGAUUCCUGCUAAACAUGCACAUGUUGGUCUAUCAGCAGCACGAACUGCAGGAGCCUGGCAAACAGAAAGCAAGGAUUAUCAAUUCUGGGUGCAAACAGAUUCAAAUGGAAACUUUACCAUCAAGAAUGUUAUCCCCGGGGUCUAUGGACUCCAUGGCUGGGUUCCAGGUUUCAUUGGUGAUUAUCUUGACAAUGCACUAGUUACCAUCUCUGCAGGGUCAGAAACACAACUGGGAAAUUUGACAUAUGUUCCCCUCAGAGAUGGUCCAACCGUAUGGGAGAUUGGCUUCCCCGAUCGUACAGCAGUUGGCGACUAUGUUCCUGAUGCGAAUCCUGCAUUUGUCAACAAACUAUUUAUCAAGAGCCCUGAGAAGUUCAGGCAAUACGGCUUGUGGGACAGAUACACAGAUAUGCAUCCUGAAUCAGAUCAAACCUUCACAAUAGGCAUGAGCGAUCCAAAAACAGAAUGGUUCUUUGCUCACGUAGACAGAAGAUGGGCAGAUAAUAAAUAUGUUCCAUCAACUUGGACAAUCAAAUUUAAUCUUGAUUCAGUAAACAGUGGAAAUUACAAAAUGAGAUUGGCCAUUGCAUCAGCAACCCGUUCUGAUCUUAAGUUACACUUCUUGCAGGUCUAUAUGAAUGGUAUGGAUGUAGAACACAUGGUCUUCCAAGUGAUGAAUUUGGGAACAGACAAUACAGUUUGUCGACAUGGAAUUCAUGGGUUGUAUCAGCUAUUCAGCAUUGACGUUUCCUCUUCAUUGUUGGUAACGGGAGACAACUCCAUGUUUCUUGCACAGGCUAGGGGUGGAGAUGCACUUUGUGGAAUUCUCUAUGAUUACGUAAGGCUAGAGGCUCCAGCACCUCCUGGAAACCCUUGUCGGUCAGAAGAAGCAUUUGACCUGGAUGCAAAACUUAUAUAACUUAGAUUAUAUUCAUGACUGCAAAAGAAAUUGCUUAGUUGUUUCUUCCAUGGCAGAAGUUGAGAAGGUUCUUGCUUGAGUUAGCAUUUGCCAGCUUUACACAAAAUGUACAAUCAUGGCCGCACCAAAUUUUUUUGUGAAGAGAACAUUGUAAUUUCUCUAUAAAGAAACAAUUUAUGAUAUUUACAUCAUAAAGCCA